Messenger RNA from Chara braunii, 1375 nucleotides. The record is from the annotation of a GenBank genome assembly. Lineage: Eukaryota; Viridiplantae; Streptophyta; Charophyceae; Charales; Characeae.
GUACUCGCUAAUUGUGACUUAGGAUUGUGUGCACGACUGAUGCAACUGACCAGCUAUUGUUUGCCUUUCCUGUCUUGCAGAUCUAAGGGCUCGGGCGCUUUGCGAUGGUGCCAUCGUCUUCGUUGGCUCUUAGCACCUGUUCUGCAAGCGCAUCUCGCAUGGGCAAGCCAGAAGCCCUUGUGUCUUCGGACUUGUCUGAAGGCGCGGAGGCAAGGUGCAAUGAUCACACAGCCGGCAGGGUGAGGGGUGGGGCCAUGUCGAGGCAGCCUUCGCUCCCGUCCAUCAUUAGGUGCAGAGCUGACCGGGCAAGAUGUGGGUCAAUGUGGCGGUUGGGGGAGGUGCGGACACACUGUCCAUUGCCGGGUUGCUGCUGUCAUGGCAGCCAGCGUCCACUGCAUGUAAAAGGUCUUCCCGUCACCAAUCCGGCUGUGCUCUUGCACUGCACGACAUCUAACACUGCCUGCUCUUCUCUUUCUCCCCCAUCUUCGGCUUCUCACUGCAAAAUCUCGAGGAGGAGAAGGGGACAACUGUCACCAAGGCGCAGCUCCAAGGCUAGAUUGGCAUGGCUGUCGAGCCCACCGCAAGCUAGCCUGGCACACAAGAAGCUGCCUGCUUCAGCCGAUCAUUCCCCGAUGGAAGAUUCCCUAAUCGGCCGCUCCACACAAUCUCAUUGUGCCACUAGUGACGGCACAAGUGUGUACGUUUCAAGGUCAUCUGGAUGCAAGCCACAGAUGCAGUGGAGGAGGCAGCUGCUCACUGGCAGGAAGGAGUUUGUGCAGAAUUCCUUGAGGCCGAAUUGUUCGAGUUCUUGCAGUCGGGGAAUGUGUGGACGACCGUCCUUUCCUGCUGCCAAGCAUGGGAAGACGGCCACGAUAACCAGUACGAAUGCGUUGCCUUCUUCGGUGGAGAGCAAUGCGUCUGCUGACUCUGCUGAAAGCGUAGAAAGCGUUGUCGCAUUGGACGAUGACAACCAUAUCCAGUGCGAUAUCUGUUCAGGAUCGGGAUGGUUUGUCUGUGAUUUUUGUCAGGGGCAGAAGACAAACGUUCAAGUUAAUAACAGUACUCGGAUGUAUAGACGCUGCCCUUCUUGUAAAGCAGCUGGUGUGUUGAUGUGUCCAAAGUGCAAGUCACUCAAGUGUGUGACAUUUCCAGGGUUGGAGGACGAACCCUCCACUUUUUCGGAAUGGAUUUGAUGAAUUUUGAUCAUUUUCGAAUUUCGAUGAUUAUUUUCAAUUGUGAUAAUACUUGGGCUGUGGUUUGCCAGUGCAGCAGCUGGAGUGAGCGAUCGAUUUCUGCGGGGCAUAUUAUGUGAGGUGCGGUGCACGCAGCACGGUGCGCUGAUCGCUGAUGCGCAAAACAAAACAAAACAAAAAAC